AUGUCUGGCCAUCUGUUCGUGCCAUCUUGGGUUCUGCAGCAGGACAAUAAUACAAAACACACCAGCAAGUCCACACCUGAAUGGCUGAAGAAGAACAAAAUGAAGACUUUGAAGUGGCCUAGUCAGAGUCCUGACCUGAAUCCUAUUGUUACAGUUAUGGAUGGAGGAGGGAUCCUUAGGCAGUCUACUGUCUGGGUGAUAGUGCACGUUCAAGAUGAGAAUGACAAUACGCCUGAAUUCAAAGAGGCUGUUUACCGCAUCAGCCUUCCAGAGCGGGACCGUAACAAACGCGGUGAUCCUGUCUACAGAGUCUUUGCUUACGAUCGAGAUGAAGGGUCCAAUGCAGAUCUCACCUACAGCAUCGUGGAUGGAAAUGACGACAGCAAAUUCGUAAUCGAUGCCAAGACAGCUAUGGUGUCUUCCAGGAAGAUGGUCACAGCUGGUGGCUAUGAUAUACUCACAAUAAAAGCCGUUGAUAAUGGGAGCCCUCAGAAGUGGUCGACUGCCCGUUUGCACGUUGAAUGGAUUCGGAAGCCCGUGCCUUCGCCACUAGCCUUGCGAUUUACCACAGCCAUUUACAACUUCACAGUGGUGGAAAACGCCAAAGUGUAUGAGUCAGUUGGAGUGGUCUCUGUUUGGCAGACAGAAACACCUUUAUGGUUCGACAUCAUUGGUGGAAGAACGUCCCGGGAGAUGUUUUAUAUCCCACAGAGUUCCUGUGGUGGAAACUGUUCAUCUGACAGUGGUAACUAUAAUGGUCCAUUUGAUAUUCAGAGAGGGAUGGGGACUAUAGUAAUAGCCAGACCUCUAGAUGCAGAGACACAGUCGCUUUACAACAUGACGGUACAGGUGACUGAUGGGACAAGCACUACUACCACACAGAUUUAUAUAAAGGUUUUGGACAGCAAUGACAACAGUCCUAUUUUUUCUGAGCGUACAUACGAAGUCUUGGUGUCUGAAGAUACACCAGCCGACACUGAGGUCUUGCGUGUCCGGGCCAGGGACAAAGAUGAACGGGCGAAGUUGAGCUAUUCUAUCCAUGGCAGCGUUGAUCCAGCUAGCAUGCGGAUGUUUAGGAUCAAUCCUGGUACUGGUGUCAUGUACACAGCAGAUCGACUGGAUUAUGAGAUCCGCACUCAGCACAUCCUUACUAUUAUGGUGAAAGAUCAAGAAUUUCCUUAUUAUAGAGACCUAGCACGGAUUAUUGUGACCUUGGAGGAUGCCAAUGACCAGCCUCCCUUUUUUACUCACACUAUUUAUGAUAGUACAGUGUUUGAGUCUGCCCCACCAGGAACAUCAGCUCUGCAGGUGAUCGCACUAGACAGAGACUCGGGGAGAAACGGCGAGAUAGUUUACUCAAUUGAUGCAGGUAAACACUUUGUAUGUGAUGUUUUUUUUUUUNCAGUAGCCAGAGAGCUCGACCUUACCACUGUGGGUUUUUAUACCCUUACUGUAAGAGCCACAGAUGGAGGUACUCCGGCGUUAAGUAGCACAACUACUGCUAGGAUCGCCGUCUCUCUGUCAGAUUUCUCCAGUCCAAAGUUUGCCCAACAAGAAUACCAGGCUGAGAUCACUGAGAAUGUGGCUAUUGGGAAUUUUGUCAUAUUGGUCUGUGCAAUUAGCCGAACCACACUGAUUUAUGACAUUAUACAAGGAAAUGAUGAAAGGAGGUUUAAAAUAAACCGUUAUACGGGUGUCAUCACGACACAAAGGAAUUUUGACUUUGAGAUGACCUCUUCAUAUAUGCUGGUGAUCCAGGCUGUAAACAUGGCUGGGAUUGCCUCCAGUGUCACAGUAUGCAUCCAAGUGGUUGAUGAAAAUGAUAAUCCUCCAGUUUUUCAGGAGCUCACAUAUACAGGGACCAUCAGUGAGGCAGCCCCCAUCAACAGUGUGGUGAUAAGUGAGGAUGGAAAACCCCUGGUAAUUGAAGCCACAGAUGCUGACAAGAAUCACAAUGCCCUCCUGGUCUUCCAGAUUGUGGAGGACACAGCAAAAUUGUUCUUUACUGUGGACUCAGGAACAGGCUCUGUCAGAACUAUAGCUAAACUGGACUAUGAAACAUUCAGUGCUUUUUAUUUUUCUGUUAAUGUGAGGGACAGUGGCAGGCCUCAGCUGACAGCAGAGAAGCCAGCCAAGGUCCUAAUCAGGGUUGUGAACAUCAAUGACUCUCCCCCUCAGUUCUCACAAGAAGCUUAUGACACUGUUUUGCUUCUUCCAACAUAUGUUGGGGUUGAGGUUCUGAGAGUAGAAGCCACUGAUCCGGACAUGACCACUGAUCUGAUGUAUUCCUUAGCUGAUAGCAACUUGGAGCACUUCGAAAUGGAUUCAUCAUCGGGCAUACUCACGGUCAAAAACAAUAAACUCUCCAAAGACCGCUAUCGUUUUAAUGUCAAAGUGUCAGACGGGCGGUACUUUUGCACAGCACUUGUGACUGUGUUAGUUAGGGAGGCUAUGGACAGUGGCCUCCUCUUCAGUCAAACCACAUAUUCCUCAUCUGUACUGGAGAACAGCGUGAACAUUACCACUGUGAGCAUUGUAAAUGCUGUAGGAAACCGUUUAAACGAACCACUAAAGUACACGCUUUUGAAUGCAGGCACACGCUUUACAAUUCGUCCCACAUCAGGAGUCAUUCAAACCACAGGAGUCCCUUUCGAUCGAGAACAACAGGAACUGUAUGAGCUGGUGGUUGAGGCAAAUAGAGAAUACGACCAGCUGCGAGUUGCUAGAGUAACCAUUAGAAUAGAAGUUGAGGAUGUUAACGACAAUGCCCCAGAGUUUCUAGGCCUUCCAUAUUAUGCGGCUGUGCAGGUAGAUGCAGAACCUGGCUCAUCCAUCUUCCAGGUGUCUGCGACAGAUUUGGACAAAGGGAUAAAUGGAGCUGUAUAUUAUGAGCUUAAGGAGAAUCAUCCGCAUUUUGAAGUGAAUAAGCUUACUGGGGAGCUUAAUCUUAAAAAGGCCUUUGAUGCAGACUUGUCCAAUGUUGAAUAUCCGCUGGUGGUCAUUGCACGUGAUGCUGGCUACCCCUCCCUCUCCACUGUUGUCAAGCUUCCAGUUACAGUUGUGAACAAGGCCAUGCCUGUUUUUGACAAGUCAUUUUAUGGCAUAUCAGUUAGAGAGGAUAUUGCAGUGUCAACUCCCAUAUUAUGCAUAAAUGCCACCAGCCCAGAGGGCCAAAACAUUAUAUACACUAUUGUGGAAGGGGAUCCUUUCUUCCAAUUUGAUAUUGGCUUUGAGAGUGGUGUGAUUAGUGUCAUAUAUCCUUUAGACUAUGAAACUACACCCAACUACAGGCUAACCAUCAGGUCUACAGACACUCUCACUGGAGCCAGAUCCGAAGUAGAUGUGGACAUAGUUGUGGUAGAUGUAAAUGACAAUGCCCCUGCAUUUCGUAAUGCAUCAUACACCACCACUUUAAAAGAAAACUCAAUGAUUGGGUCUAGCGUGUUACAGCUUUGGGCGACAGACAAGGAUUCUGAAAAAAAUAGUAUAAUUAGUUAUCAAAUCCUCUCUGAUGGGUUUAAUAGCACAGAUUACUUUCACAUUGACACUACUAGUGGACUCGUGUUAACAGCCCGUCUUCUGGACUAUGAACUUACACCGAGCUUUAGCUUUAUCGUUAGGGCAACAGACAAUGGUUCCCCAUCCCAGAGCAGUGAGGUCACGGUCACAGUCUUAGUGAGUGACGUGAAUGACAACCCACCAUCCUUCAGCCAGCCACUUUAUGAAGCUUUUGUGAGUGAACUGGCUCCCCGAGGGCACAUUGUGACAUGUGUCCAAGCUUCUGAUGCAGACAGAUCAGAUGCAGAGAGUUUGAGGUACAGCAUACUCUCUGGAGAUGAGAAAAUGAACUUUAUAAUAGACUCUCAGACAGGUGUCAUUUCCUUGUCCAGCCAGCGUAGGCAGGGCAUACGGCCAGCAUACAGCCUCAAUGUGUCUGUAUCAGAUGGGGUCUUCACCAACACUGCACAGAUAAACAUUCGAGUCAUGGGUGCCAACCUUUACAGCCCUGUCUUUAGUCAAAGGUUCUACUUGGCUGAGGUCCGGGAAAAUGCACCAGCCGGUACCAAAGUCAUUCAAGUGCGUGCCACAGAUGAGGACUCUGGGAUUUUUGGUCAGAUCAUGUAUUCCUUUAUCAAUGACCUUGGAAAGGCACAGUUUUACAUUGGAGCUGAUGGCCUAAUAACUACAGCUCAGAAACUCGACAGAGAGAACCCAAUAAACAGAGACAUUGUGCUAACUGUUAUGGCACUUGAUGGUGGGGGAAGAGCUUCCUUCUGCACUGUUAGGGUAAUUCUUGCUGACGAAAAUGACAACGCGCCACGUUUUAGGGCUAUGGAAUAUAGAGUUAGCAUAAAAGCUAACGUGCCAAUGGGAUCACUGGUGACUCAAAUCCAAGCUCAGGACCCAGAUUCCGGCGAUAAUGGUAGAGUUAGCUACUCACUGUACAGUGAGGCAAGGCUUCCUCUUGUGGAUGUGUUGGAAAUUGAACCUGACAGUGGUUGGAUGGUCACAAAGGGGAGCAUGGCACAUCUAAGAGGAACGGUUCUCUCCUUUUUUGUCAAAGCUACUGACGGAGGUGUUCCAGCCAAACAUUCCCUUGUGUCUGCAUUUAUUCAUGUCUUACCACCUGAUGCAAAUGUACCCUCCUUCACCCAACCCCAGUAUUCCUACACGGUCCCAGAGGACACAUCUGUUGGGACAGUAUUGGGAUCAGUGUACCUAAGUCCUGGUCAAACAGCUUUCUUUUCUGUGGUGAAUGGAGAGACUGGGGAGAGUAACCAGGGUGGGACAUUUUUGAUUGAGAGAGAAACUGGACUUCUAAGACUUGUUAACCCUCUUGAUUAUGAACUCAUUAACAUUUAUCGUUUCAAAGUUGCAGCCACCAUGAGACAGGCACUAGUUGAAUCCAUGUCUGUAGUGGAUGUAGAAGUCAAGGUGCUGGAUGUUAAUGACAACAAACCAUUAUUCGAAACCAGCUCUUAUGUUGCCAUGGUUAUGGAGGGCAUGCCUAGGGGUACACGGGUCAUCCAGGUACGAGCACUUGACCCUGAUUGGGGCUCUAAUGGACAGGUUAAUUAUAGCCUUGGAACAACUUUAAACCAAGAGCAAGACAAAGCUAGUGGCUCUAAAUCUGCUGCUGGUGCCAUGUUUGUUAUUGACAGCAAGACUGGUUGGAUCACUACUCUCGGUGACCUGGAUCAUGAGAUGUGUCCAUCUUACACCUUCAAUGUGGUGGCGUCUGAUCUGGGUGAGGGUGUCUCGCUUUCUUCCACAGCAGUAGUGACCAUUGCAAUCGCAGACGUUAAUGACAACCCCCCUACCUUCGAGAGAGCAUAUUACAGAGGUGCUGUACGAGAGAGUGACCCCCUGGGAGAAGUGGUUUCAGUGCUGAGCACUCGUGAUGGGGACAGCUCUGAUCAGAAUCGGCUUGUCAGCUUCCAUAUCACAGGAGGAAACCCCAAGGGGGUAUUUGCGCUGGCUCCUGUUCAGGGGGAGUGGAAGGUCUUCGUGAAGCGGCCUUUGGACAGAGAGGAGCAGGAUCGAUACCUGCUCAAUAUCACAGCCAGCGACGGCCUGUUUGUAACCCGCAUAGGCGUGGAGGUCACUGUCAUGGAUGCCAAUGACAACAGCCCCAUCUGCAAUCAGGCACAAUAUGAGGCCUCGUUUCCAGAAGAUGUGCCUAUUAAUACUGCUAUUCUGACAGUUGGAGCAACAGACUUGGACAGUGGCGUCAACGCAGAAAUUCAGUAUUCUCUGUUUGGCAUUGGCGUUGAAGAUUUUUACAUGGAUGCAAAUACUGGUGAACUGAAAACGGCCUCUUUAUUGGACCGUGAGAGAACUGCAGGUUAUAAGUUGAUAGCACAGGCUACAGAUGGAGGAGGGCUGUUCUGUCGCUCUGAAAUUUCUCUGACCAUUCUGGAUGUUAAUGAUAAUAUACCAUCAUUUGCCUUCACACGGUUCAUGGCGAGUGUAUAUGAGAGCGCGGCACCCAAGGCCUUGCUCACACGCCUUCGUGCUAAUGAUCCAGAUGAAGGGCUAAACAGGAAGAUCGUGUACUCGCUUGUUGACUCCGCUGGUGGCAUGUUCUCGGCUGACCCAUCGUCUGGUGUGGUGAUCCUGGAGAAGCCUUUGGACAGAGAGGUGCAAGAUUCGUAUCAGAUCAGAAUCAAGGCUACUGACCGAUCAGGGGGCGAUGGCUCGCUCUCCACAGAGGUGGACCUCACCAUCAUGGUUCUGGACGUGAACGACAAUCCACCUGUGUUUCAAAAGCAAGAUUACAUGGUCACAGUGCCUGAAGAUGUUACUAUUGGAACAGAAGUUCUGCGAGUCUUUGCCAUGAGUAUUGACAUUGGAGUGAAUGCAGAAAUCUACUAUAGAUUCUUGUCUGGAAAUGAGCUGGGGAAGUUUUCCAUUGAUGGUUCAACAGGCAUAAUUUCUGUGGCGGAUGAUCUUGACUAUGAGCUCUGCAAGGAUUUUUUCCUAAAUGUGGAGGCCUUUGAUGGUGGAACGCCUCCCUUGAGAGCCGCCACAAUAGUGACCAUAGAGCUUCUGGAUGUCAAUGACAACUCGCCUUCAUUCAGUGAGGACAUCUACAAUGUUCUGAUCAGCGAGGACGUAGCUAUCGGGGAGACGGUCACGAGGCUGUUUGCAGAAGACCUGGACAGUCAAAUCAAUGGGCGAAUCACUUAUUCCAUUCUGAAAGGGGACCGGGAAAAUCAGUUUUGGAUCGACCCUGUCACCGGGCUUCUGAAAGUUAACAAGGCACUGGACAGAGAGACGGUCUCCAGCUACUCAUUGUCUGUGCAAGCGUUUGACAGCGGGUCACCUGCCAAGUCAACCACUGUGAAUGUCAAUAUCGAGAUUGCCGAUGUGAAUGACAACCCGCCAAUCUUCUCUCCUGCGAAUGCUUCAGCUGUUAUUCAGUUUUUUUUUUUUUUUCUCUCGCUGAACAAGCCUGCAGGAACUACCAUCCUGUCACUAUCAGUUUCUGAUAAGGACUCCUCUAGAAAUGGUGCACCUUUUGAGUUUCGCAUUGUGUCUGGAAAUGAGGGCAAUGCUUUCAGUCUGGACCAGAAUGGAGAAUUACGAACGAGCCGAGUAUUUGGUCCUGAUGCAACACGAGAGUAUAUGCUUGAGAUACAGGCGCGUGACUCAGGGAAGCCUCGUCUGUCCUCCACAUCCUUUGUGUUUGUGCGUGUCAUCGGAGACAGCCUCUUCAAACCUGUGGCCUUCCCACUGGAAAUCAACAUUGUCAUGGCAGCAGAUGUGUUUCCUGGCGGGAUUAUAGGCAAGAUCUAUGCCACAGACCGAGACGAGAAUGAUGUUCUGUCUUUCAGUCAGAAAUCACAAACAAAUAGUCUUUUCAAAAUCAACAGACAGGACGGGAAGAUUGUGGCACUAAACGGUCUGGAGCCUGGAAGAUACACCCUAAAUGCCACGGUGAGUGACGGGCGGUUCUCUGUGACCGUGGGUGUUAGCGUCCAGGUGGAGCAAGCCACGGAUGAGAUGGUGCAGAAUGCAGUGACUCUGCGUUUCCAAGACCUGUCUCCUGAGGAUUUUGUGGGUGUGUACAUGGAAGAGCUGAAGAAGGUGCUCCGUACCUCACUGGUUAGUGACGGGACGGGUGCCGUUGAGGGACCAGACCCUCUUCACAUCCUGGGAGUGCAGCCACUGAGUCGCUCCAGUCAGCUGGAGGUGCUCCUUGCCGUGGAGACACCAGAUGGGGGUUAUACGGGUCCAGGAGAGCUGGCUCUCAAGCUGGAGGAGGUGAAGGGUUUUCUAAAGGGAGCGCUGAGGGUGGUCAGCGUCCUGGAUCAGAGCUGCUCAGGAGAGCUCGAGUGCGGGGAGAGAGUCUGCGAGCUCACCCUCAGUCUCGACCCCAUCGGUUUGGUCACCUACACCACCUCCAGAAUGAGCUUUGUUUCUCCACGCUUCAGCAGGAAAGAGAUGUGCACGUGUCCAGGAGGAAUAUGUCCAUCUUCUCUGGAGCUCUGUGAUGGCCAAACGUGUCCGUCUGACAUGCAGUGUGUGCGCAGCGGCCCCGCAGCGCCAUCUCUCUGCCAGUGUCUGCCUGAUACACUGGACAAGUGCGCAGGACAAACAUCUCUGAGCUUUGCAGGGAACAGUUACAUCAAAUACAGAGUGACGGACGGUGAUAGGAGCAGAGACAUGAAGCUGGGCUUGAGAAUCAGAACGCUCCACGGCCAAGGAGUCAUCAUGUAUACACGCGCUGACCCCUGCACACUGCUCAAGGUCAGAAGGACACACAUUAUUGCAUAG
Messenger RNA from Puntigrus tetrazona (Sumatra barb), 8280 nucleotides. RefSeq names its product protocadherin Fat 3-like. Bases 1 to 8280 code for a protein of 2759 amino acids. Gene Ontology annotation, cellular component: cell-cell junction; plasma membrane. Gene Ontology annotation, molecular function: calcium ion binding; nucleic acid binding. The record is from RefSeq and is a predicted model, not a curated record. The transcript has 20 exons. Gene Ontology annotation, biological process: homophilic cell-cell adhesion. Lineage: Eukaryota; Metazoa; Chordata; Actinopteri; Cypriniformes; Cyprinidae.